This is a messenger RNA of Trichoderma asperellum CBS 433.97, 1257 nucleotides long. RefSeq lists its product as uncharacterized. The record is from RefSeq and is a predicted model, not a curated record. NCBI's taxonomy places the organism in Eukaryota, Fungi, Ascomycota, Sordariomycetes, Hypocreales, Hypocreaceae.
AUGGGGAAUGGUGUGACGUUUACAGAGGCUGGGCGAUCUGCUGGUGUCAACCCCUCCAUGGCACGCCGUGACGCAUGGUCUGUUCCCGAACAUCCAUUCAUUGAACUACUUGAACGCGCCACAAUGCCCUCACUCGCCCAUUUGCGACGAGCAGUCGAGGAGACGCCCCGGACUCACUUCAAUGUGGCCCGUACAGUCUCUCAAAUCUACAACAAGAUCCGCCCUGCAGGACAGAUUGGCCCUCUCAAGGUCUUCGCUCGAAGCGACGACUCUGACAAUGGCUCCGACACGGUUCUCAACGCCCUGUUAGCCGUGCUCGGCGUCGCCUUCCUUAUUCUCAUUCUUGUAUCUAUUCUGCUUGUGCUUCGCCGCAUCCGCCGCAAGCGGCAGCAGCAGAGCCAGGAGCCUGCUUUACCCUCCUACAACGACGUCAAGAACCACCGAGGCCUUACCAUCGAGACCACGCAUAACGGUCGCUCCAGCGUGCUCUUCAUCAGCCGUGAUGGCCAGCCUAUGCUGCGCACUCCCAGCUCACCACCUCACUCUCCCGAUAACGUCCCCGAGAUUCACAUUACUUUCCCUGAUGAGCAAGACGAGCAAGGUCGCCGAAAGAGCGGCCGGGUUGUCGUUGUCCGUGUUGGCGAAAACGCAACGGUCGGCCUCGAGCCCAUGCAUGACGAAGAGCUGCCCGCCUACGAGAAGGAGGCUGGCGGCCAGUUCUACUCUGUCGAUAUGAACCAGAUUGGUGGCCUUAAGGAGAAGGACCAUUCCUACUUCGAUCACUACUGAAGUAGUUAAAUUGAUAACUUUUUUUCCACCUUCCGCUCUCCGAACGUCCUAUCCAUAAUCUUCAGGCUUUCUUGGCCGCCCAAAAAUCAGGAACACGACAGUAAUAGAAAAAAAGAAAAAUUAAAAUAAAUCCGCCGUCACAAUUACUCUCAGCCUAGACUUUAACGAUCCUCUGUAUAACGACUUUCUUUGGAUACCAAAAGUCAUGGAACUCACAAAAGAAAAACUUCUCGAUACCACGCCACCCUAUCCGCCCUCUUCUUCUUUUACUUUUUUUCUUCUUCUACAAUUUCAAUUCGGCAUUCUCGAAAUCCCGGAAUCUUCCUCUUUUCUCUAGAGCAAGGUUAAUCAUUUCUCUCCCUUGUGGAUCUUUAUGACAUAUAGAUAAACACAUGGCGCUCUACUGGACAUGCGAGGGGUUAUUAUGCAGCGGGUUUUCUUGAAAUUUCUUUUUUUUUUUUUCUUUUU